AUGGCGAGUAACUUGAAUAUGGGUGCUCCUUCAGAGCUGAAGCGCCUACCGUUGCCAAAGCCGCCUACAUAUUGCUUCGUCACGAUAACCGAUCCGAAGGAAACUAAGUCUAGGUCGAAGAAGCGCCAGGUCAGAUCGGCUGUAGCAUAUUACCAGCAUCACAAGGAUGAUGGCAAAGACCCUGGAUCUGGUAGGCGAAUGAGAGGGUGGAAAAGGAAAUCUGUGUCCCGCUCUCUGGUGACAAGCCUUCCGUUGGAGCAAGAUGAUUCUGGAGAAACAUGGUCAAGUUCCACUCAGCCUACGCCUACACCGCCAGAAGAAAGGCCAGACUAUGUUUCCGCCUUUCACACUUCGUAUCAGCCGGCGUUCAGUGGGAUGAGAGUUGAUCCGUUUCAAUCUUAUCCCAUCCCGUGGGAUCCCGUGUAUGAGCCUAUUUUGGACUUUUACCUGACACAUGUUCUUAUCGACACACCGGGCAUAGCUAAACCCGGCCAAGUCUUUCGUUUAAGGUCCUCCUGGUACCCAUUCAUCAUGAAGAGCCCCAUCACAUUCUACGCAGCCCUCGCACUUGCUGGGACACUUUUCUACCCCCGGUGUUGCCAUCCCGCCACUGGUCUCACGAUCCUCAGGCUCCGCCAGAAAGCCAUCUCAUCCAUCAACAGCACACUCUUCGACCCAGAUACCUGUAAGUCAGACGAGACGAUAGGUGCCGUGUUCUGCAUGUCGCUACUGGAAUCUAUGUACGGAGACGCAAAUUCUUAUCAGGUGCACAUGGCUGGCCUGGCGAAGAUGGUGAGGAUGAGAGGGGGGCUGGGUGAGUUGGGGCUGGAUGGGCUGAUGAAGACGAUGAUCUGCUGGUUGGAUUUUAAGCACACGAAGGUUCAUGGGUCGGAUUUGGCGUUCGGGGAAAGUCGCGAGGUGGAAAAGAGAGCGAGUCCGUUCAAGCAUCCGAAAGAGGGGGCUGAGCGACGAAAGCUGCUUGAUGAGAGAGAGGGAAGUGCGGGCUCGUAG
This is a messenger RNA of Drepanopeziza brunnea f. sp. 'multigermtubi' MB_m1, 1011 nucleotides long. RefSeq lists its product as uncharacterized. NCBI's taxonomy places the organism in Eukaryota, Fungi, Ascomycota, Leotiomycetes, Helotiales, Drepanopezizaceae. The record is from RefSeq and is a predicted model, not a curated record.